Molecule: messenger RNA, 4710 nt
Organism: Colletotrichum destructivum
Lineage: Eukaryota; Fungi; Ascomycota; Sordariomycetes; Glomerellales; Glomerellaceae
Product: Putative acyltransferase 3 domain-containing protein
Exons: 4
Coding region: 2672-4231 (519 amino acids)
Biological process (GO): polysaccharide biosynthetic process
Cellular component (GO): membrane
Molecular function (GO): acyltransferase activity, transferring groups other than amino-acyl groups
Source: RefSeq, a predicted model, not a curated record
CGCACAACCUUCGGUCUCGGCCAAUGUCCACCAAAGGGUGGCCCCUCGCCCCCAACGUUCCAGUUAUUCUCCAGCAGAAGACUUGGAAGUUGGAACGCCUCCUCUAACCCCCAGACGAGCUUACGACUGCUUUAUUGCGAAAAGUGGCCCCCCCCCGGAACACCGUGAAGAAAAGCCCUGAUGGCUCAUGCGCCGAGACCUGCUAUCGGUCGUAAAUUGCCGUGUCUCUGGUCUUGGCUACGAGACCUCCAGUGUCGAUGUCAUGCCGCUCGCGCAUCGCACAUCGACAUCUGUCUCCGUCCACGCUAGCAAAUCGCCCCUGCAUUGCAGUGCCGGCGGAGAGGAUGAGGACCAGGGGCUGCGGGCGGGGAGGACAUGAUGUGAUGGGCGGCGCGCCGCGGCGGGGACUGGAACUCCGCCUAUGCUCUUGGUUCUCUCUUCUUUUCUUGGGAGGGUUUGGAGGACGUCCGAAGCGCCAUGAUCCGGGGUGGCAGAUAAGAACCAUUGGGGCAGGAGGCGUCAAGCGACGAAAUGUGAGCGGCCAGAGAUAACUGGAUUUGGUUUUGAUUGAGCGACUCUCUAUGUUCUUGACGUACACAACCUAGGAGGCUUGCAUAUCUGGGGCAGAUGGGCGAGUGUCCAAUGGCCAAUGUCUAGUCUCAUCGCCAUCUUGUGGGAGAUUUGAUUCCCCUUCCAUUUCUGUAUUUACCUCCCCCUUGUAUAAUUAUUCAUCGUACCGAUACCUAUGCAUAUCCACGAGUUUGUCGCCCCUUUUCACGCGAAUAUUCAAGUUCCGGCUUCUGUUGAUUCUCCUUCCCUCCCCAGUUCUUUGGACAGCCCCCUGUUUCUCGCAUUGUUUCUCCCUACUCUCACCUCUUGAUCAUCUCAUAUAAGUGUGAAACCCCUGCCCCGGUCCGCCGAAUGGAUCCGAUGUUUCUUAGAGCAACAAGACAAGGUAGCUAGGCUCUGCUGCUUCGUGCGGACUCACCGCCGGAGGCUCUCGUUUUGGUCCCAUCCUCUUUCGCCAUGCCCGUCACAGCUCUCCUCCAUCGUUCCCUUCUUCUCUCUUCCGUCGGUUGUUAUUCGUCCUCGUCUCGAGCCGACGUGCUCCUCUGCGUUUCAUCCCUUGGUUUGCCACCGAUCCCUCUGGGUUGUUGGACGGCCGUGCAUCAUCACCGACACUUUGCACAGUCGGGACAUGAGCACGCGCGCGCACACACACACUCACACAUAGACACCACACCACAAGUCAAACAUCAAGAUACUUCGCAAGGGCAGCGGUCUGAUCACCAGUGCUGUGCACAGACGAAGCGCUAUUUUGGCUCCUGCGGCUCUUGUUGGUCUUGACAUCUGCACCUCGGUUUCUUUUUGGCUUCCUGCGGGUGGUGCCCUAUUUGCCCGUCUCGCCCUCCAGCUGCGUGCCCCUUUUUGCCCUGGUGUCAAACCCCAAGACAGGCGGGAACAAACGAACGAGCAUACUUUCUACUUUAAACAGAGUUAUACUCGAGAGCUGCCCAAGCUGUAUAAACCUGGAGUUCAAACCCUAAAAUUGCCCAUUUCGAAAAGAAGCUAUUAGCUCACACACGUCAUUUCUAUCUGGUGUGCUUAUCCAGUCAGCAUAAACACAUACAAACACACACACACACACCUGAGAGAUACAGAGAGAGAAACCGCUGCUGCAUAUUCCAUUUUGCACAGGUACAUCUCACACGCUUGACGGCAUCAUCUCUGCAGCGUACCUGCUUUCAUGGGACAUCCCUUAUCAAACCCGUCAUAGCUACCAGUCACACUCGGGACCAUUCGAUUAUGGCAUCCUGAAACAGACCCUCUUCUACCCACACUGCUGACGCUCUUUCUCGACUUACCUGGUUCUGGACCAUUUCUGCUUGCCUAAAGAGCUUGCUCUCUUGGUGAGAGCCGCCUUCUCGUCCCUCUUUCCCCAAAAGCCCCACGCAUAUAUGUCUUUGCAGCUGCCGUCUGCCCAUCAGUACAACCUUACUCUGUUAUGCGCUGAAGCUCGUUCCGAUCUCAGCCCAGUCGGACCCUUUCUUUUUGGGGGUUGCUUUUUCACAUAUGUAUACUGUAUGCGAAUACAGAUAUACCUAGGUACAUACCUAUUCCGUCUGCCAUCUAUCCGUUUCUCCACAGCCCUUUCCCUUGCCCGGCCCACGCUCUUUUACUGCUACGCUGAGGAAUCCCGGGUCCUGCAUCAAAGGUCCUGCUUUAAGCCCACAUCAAGAUCCAGGUCCAGGUCAGGGUCACGGGCUCGUUGACCAGACGAGACCAGACACGCACACGUCCACACAGCACAAGCACCAGCAACGUACAUACAUCAUCCACCCCCGGGAAACAUCCUUCCUCCUUCACAGACAGGGCCUGUGUCUUUCCCAAUUCCAUUUACCUUCCCUCGCUAGCUUCCACUUCUACUUCCACUCUCCUUUUAGCCCCUCCCGUCUGCAGAUCCGGAUCGUCUGAUGAACAAGGGCCCUUCCCGUUCAAAAACACCACCCUCCCUCCUCCGCGCCUCCCCAUCCUUUUCUACUUGACUCUGUUUGGCCUUGUGUCUCUCCAAGCCGCGCUUGCUAUUUGUACCGUCCGGCCUUGAGAGAGUCCUUCCCCCCUUUAUAUCCUCCUUCCCUCAACCAAAACACUCCGGUUCCAUUGCAGGACAAUGAACGGACACGCUGCCUCGAAGGUGUCCAUGUCACACGAAGAGGGCAUGGGGCUCCUGGACGAGAAGACAUUGUCCGACGUUGAGAGCGAGAGCGGUAGGGUCGACCUCGAAGCCCGCUUCGCGAUACCACCAUGGUCCACCGUCGCUCGGGGUGCCGUUGGCUACGUCCGCGCCGUACCAUGGCGUAUCACGGCCAUCCGUGGCCUCAUUUUCUUGCUCCCCAGUUUCGUCCAGAACCGAUUCACGAGAGAACGGUGCCGGUCCGAAAAGCUGUUCCCGACAUCACAUCUCGACGGCAUGCGUGGACUUGCCGCCCUCUUUGUCUUCUUCUGUCAUUACUUUUACCAGGCCUUCAUCAUUGCCGAGGGAUGGGGUUCAUCAGAGAAGAACUACCACGUCCUCAAGAUGCCUUUUCUACGCUUGUUCUACCAGGGUCCGCCAGCAGUGUGCCUAUUCUUCGUCAUUUCUGGCUAUGCCUUGUCCAUGAAACCGAUCAAGCUUGCACGUGCCGGAAACUUUGAAGACUUCUCGGCGACGACGACGUCGCUGAUCUUCCGCCGCUUCAUCAGACUGUAUAUGCCGACCGCCAUCUCGACCUUUGGCAUCAUGAUGCUGUUACAACUGGGCGUUUACGAGUGGACCAGAGACUUCGCCACCGAUCGGACGUAUCACAAGAACGUCAUGGAGCCUCACCCGAAGCCGCUGGACACCUUUUCAGAGCAGCUGACGGACUGGAUGUGGAGCAUGUUCAACUUUGUUCACGUGUUUGGCUGGGAGAAGUUUGGUGGAAGCACAUCCUACGAUGUUCACCUGUGGACCAUCCCAGUCGAGUUCCGCUGCUCGAUGUACCUGUUUGUCACCCUGAUUGGGUUGGCUCGCGUUCGAACCCGACUUCGCUUCCUCUUCCUCUGGGCAAUCAUCGCAUUCACCUACCGCAACAAUCGUUGGGAGCUGCUGCUUUUCUAUUUUGGCAUGAUGCUUGCGGAAUACGACCAGAUCAUGGGCAACAACACCCCCGUCGGCGGGUCUGUUCUGCCAGCGAAUGAGGCCCAACCGAUCAGGAACCGAUUCAAGGGCUUCUGCUGGGCGAUGCUCAGCAUUCUGUCCAUCUACUUCAUGUGCCAACCGGACAUCAACUACGAGAUCACACCCGGCUGGGUCUGGCUUUGCUCCUUCAUUCCCAAGUGGUGGGACGCGGAAGGCUAUCGAUUCUGGCAAUCCAUCGGUGCUGUCAUCUUCGUACUCUGCGUCGGCCACUCUCCAAGGUGGAAGAGCUUCUUCAACCUCGCUCCCAUCCAGUAUCUCGGCAAGAUCAGCUACGCUCUCUACCUAAUGCACGGCCCGGUGAUGCACACCGUCGGCUACGUGAUUGAGAGACGGGCCUAUGCCAUCACUGGCGUCGAAGGGUGGUGGUAUAACGCGGGCUUCGUGCUGGGAUCCAUGGGGUGCAUUCCCGCCGUGAUCUGGGCGGCCGACGUCUUCUGGAGACUUUUCGACAUCCCGACGGUGCGGUUUGCAAAGUGGGUUGAGACGAAGUGCUCUAUCAAACAACAAUAAUAGGAAACGGGAUAGUGCGUACGCGUCACGGCCACAGUUGCUGUGGCCGAGACAGUUUUGCAGUGGAGCUGGGAUUUCAGAAAGUCGUUAUGGAAACCGACUAAUAAUAGCAUGACACGGCGUUUUAUAUCACGGCAUCAUUACAAUAUACCUGGCGUCGCUUUUUAUGAGGAUGGGGAUUGUCGCACCUUGAGUAGAGCGACAUCAAAGGUGGCAUCCCAGCAAAUUGCAUCUCAGGAUCAGAGAAAUCAACUGAACAAAGUACAGAAUCGUGCACACAUGGAAAGGAAAUGAUAUAGAUGGGGGUAGGGGGGUUACCAUAGAUGAGAUAGAAAGGAAUAUUCUCAGAGUAUCAUCCUGACUCGAUUUCAAUUUCUGCGCUGUCGAGCCUCUUGAACUUUCUGUUGAAUUUGAUGGGAAUUUUUUUUUGAAACCAUUCGAAUUUGAGAAUUUGAAUUUGCAUUGGCGGCGUUCGUCUC